Stegodyphus dumicola is the source of this 909-nucleotide messenger RNA. RefSeq lists its product as uncharacterized. Lineage: Eukaryota; Metazoa; Arthropoda; Arachnida; Araneae; Eresidae. The record is from RefSeq and is a predicted model, not a curated record.
AUGAUAAAAAUAUAUCAUUGGAGCAGCACUCUGCAUCGUUCAUUGGUGAUCACUGAGAGUCAAAGAAACGCUGGAAAUUUAAUAGAACUUCUGAAGCUCAUCGCAGAAUUUGAUCCAAUUAUGAAGGGCCACCUUUCGUAUGUGCAGCAAAAUCCAGGAUCAACUACAUACCUUUCGCAAGAAAUGCAAAAUGAAUUUAUCCAGUUUCUAGCAGCUGCAGUUAGAGAAAAACUUGUGUGUGAUAUCCAACGUGCCAAAUACUAUGGUAUACUGUUUGAUUCAACUCCUGACGCUGUUAAUCAAGAGCAAAUGUCGGAAACUAUUAGAUAUGUAGAUAUUGACUUUGAGGAAAAAACUGUCGUUGUAAAAGAAAGUUUCCUAGGAUUCAUUCAAACUCAUAAAAAAGAUGCAGCAAGUAUAGCAGGUAUAAUAUUACAACAACUAGAAAAAGACAAAUUAGCUUUCAAAGACUGUCGAUCACAGUGUUAUAACAAUGCGCCUGUAAUGUCCGGCUACAAGUCAGGAGUGCAACAAAGACUCACAGCACUUAACCCAAAAGCUAUAUUUGUUAACUGUGAUAAACAUACACUUAAUUUAGUUGGGGUUCAUGCUGCUAGUCAUGAGGUAACUUCUGUGACGUUUUUUAGUAUCAAACAAGCUAUCUAUGUUUAUUUUUCAAGAUCAACUUUCCGAUGGAAUAGACUGAAAACUGCUCUAGGUGUAUCGUUGAAGUCGGAGUCAGAAACUCGUUGGAGUGCCAGAGUAGAAGCUGUUAAACCGGUACAUGAUCAACUCGAAACCUUAGUAGAAUUAUUUGAAAAUAUUGCAGAGGAUCAUGAUGAAAAUGCAGAUACAAGAAGUGAUGCAAUUCAAUUGAUCUUAACUUUUGAGUUUUUUGUUCUUCUUUGA